Messenger RNA from Andrographis paniculata, 2705 nucleotides. RefSeq names its product B3 domain-containing protein Os03g0120900-like. Lineage: Eukaryota; Viridiplantae; Streptophyta; Magnoliopsida; Lamiales; Acanthaceae. The record is from RefSeq and is a predicted model, not a curated record. The transcript is spliced from 3 exons. Gene Ontology annotation, molecular function: DNA binding; DNA-binding transcription factor activity. Bases 587 to 1636 code for a protein of 349 amino acids.
GAGAUAGAUAGACACUUGCAUACAUAGAGGAUGGUUGUUCUAGUUUCUCACUCUAGCUAGAAUCGUGUCUUCUCACUCUCUCUCUCUCUCUUUAUCUGUCAGUUUCUCUCUCCCUCUCUCUCUCUCUCUCUCUAUCUCUCUCAUCCAUUCUUCUGCUUGGCAAAGGUCAACAACAAGCAGAAGAAAGGCACAGUUUAUGGCCACACAUAAUAAUAUUGCUCUUCCAAAACCCUCAUCUUCCCCUUUCCAUCCUUUAAUUUGAUUUGUUUCGUCUUCCAUUUUUGUGUUUUUUUUUUUUCUGUCGAGGGAUAAUAGAUUGUUUGAUUCGUCUGACACACAGUAAUUGAAGCUUUGAUUUCGAUCUCUGCAAACCCUAGUUUUUCGAUCGAUUUGGAAUAGAACAGUAGUAGUGUUUGUUUGUUUGUUUGAUUUCAAAUCAAUAAUUGGAUUUGGAUCUAGGCAGCAGCCAUUGAUGCUCUCGCAUUGAAUUGGGAAGCUGAAGCUGUUGAGCUUUUCAAUUAAUUCCUCUUCCUUCUUCACAGAUCUGUCAGAGAUCGGUUAAGUUUCGCCAAUUUUGAAAUUAAUCAUGAAUUUCAUGUCAGGGUUUUAUGAAGAAAUGUCGUCGACGGCGGCGCCGGCCUCUAACGGCGCCGGAGAAUUUCCCCCAAUUAAUUACCCCACCGCCGGAGACGACGAAAACAAUUACAGCGCCGCCGCCGCCGCCGUGGCUGCGGUGGAGCGGGAGCACAUGUUCGACAAAGUGGUGACCCCCAGCGACGUCGGAAAACUGAACCGGCUGGUGAUUCCGAAGCAGCACGCCGAGAAAUAUUUUCCGUUGGAUUCGACGACGCAGGAGAAGGGACUUCUGCUAAACUUCGAGGACCGGAACGGGAAGCCAUGGCGGUUCCGGUACUCCUACUGGAACAGCAGCCAGAGCUACGUCAUGACCAAAGGCUGGAGCCGCUUCGUCAAGGAGAAGAAGCUCGACGCCGGCGACAUCGUCUCCUUCCAGAGGGGCGUCGGAGAACUCUCCAAGGACAGGCUUUUCAUCGACUGGCGCCGCCGCCCGGACGCGCCGGAGAUUCAACCACCGAUUCCGUCAUUCCCGGUCUCCUACGAGAUCUCCUUCCACCGCCCCUGGGCUCCCCUUUUCGUCCACCCGCCGCCGUCCCGGCCGCCGGAAUAUUCCAGAUUCCUCCACCCCACAACCGCCGCCAGUCAAUUGCAUUUCCUGCAAUCUCCGCCUCCUCUUCACGGCGGCGCCGGAGGCCCUAAUUACGGCUACGACAGUAGAUUCGUCGUUAAUGGAAACCCUUGCUCGCCGAACUCCUUCCUCUACCUGAGAUCCGGCGGCGCCGGAAGCAGCGUACAGCAACCGGAAUUCGGCGGCGGACAUACGGCGGCGGUGUUCAACGCCGUGCCGGUGGUUCAAGGAAAGGCGGCGGCGAAGAGACUCCGACUAUUCGGAGUUAAUAUGGACUGCCCAAUUUCCGAUUCCGGCGAAUUCGACGACGCCGCCGGUCUUCCCCUUGCUCCGCCGCAGCACGAUUUUUACUCCUCCCCCUCCUCCUCCGUCCGCCGCCACAGCGACGGCGAUAAAGGCAAGGGUUCCAUGUCUCUCGACUUCGACAUCUGACUGCCGACACACACAAAUAUAUACAUAUACAUAUACAUAUACAUAUACAUAUAUAUAUAUAUCUCCGACAACAUCGCCAUUAUCGAGCCCCAAAUCAAUCAGAGGUAACUGUUAAGUCACGAUUUCACACAGUAACUAAAUUAUCCAAUAUUAUCUCUAUCUCUAUCCAUGGAUUGAUCAAAACGAUUCCUUAUGAAUCUGAAGAGACGAUAUCGGGAUUCUUCACCCACGUGUUAGAAUUUUUUGAGUGCUCUCUGUAAAUAUUUAUAUAUAUAUAUUUAUUUUAUUAAUAGACGAAGAAAAUUUUGUCCAUUGUCGUUAUUUUAUGCUUAAUUAAUUUGCUCAACAAUGUCAAUUAUCCAUUCGAUUUGUGCCUCCAUUAAUUAUUACACAUCUUUUAUUUGAUACAUAUUUCUUCUAUUUUCUCGAGGAAGAACACAUCCAAAUCAAAAAUUUCUGUCGAUUUUUUUUUUUUAAUUUUUUUUUUUGGAUGUCACUGCUGUGUUGUUUUAAUUAUCUGUCGUAGGUUGUCGUGAGAUUGCUGCUGUUUCUACCUGCAGUACGGACGCUUCCCCAAGAGCUUUCAUAAGCGAUCGAAUCAACGAAAAUGGCGCGUGUUCCACCGAUAAGCUGCGGACAAACGUAAGCUAGCUUGCUAGGCUGCUGCUGCUGCUGCUGCAAUGGCAAUGGCGAUGGCAAUGCCUGCCUGAAUCGAAGCAGACAAUUCUAACGGAACCACCUUUUUUGCAUUGUUUCAGAUCCCUAGAUUUAUACAUAUAUAUAUAUAUAUAGAGAGAGAGAGAGAGAGAGAAAGAGGUUAGUUAUUAGAGGUUAAUAUGUAUAUAUAUAUAUAUAAAAUUAUAUAUCCUGUUAGGAUGCUCAUUGCCCCAAUUGUGAAAAUAUUAUAUAUAGCAUAGGAAAAUAUAACAAACAUCGAAUAUUGUAUAAAAUAUUAGUAUGUUGUGUAACUCUGUUUUAUGGGAAGGAUUACGGAUCAACGCUGUGCUGAUUUUCUAAAUCAACAAAUGUAAAAUACAGAAACAAUACAUGUCUUUAACUACAAACAACA